AAUCAAGUAUUUGUUAGCCUGUCCAAUUCCUUCUAAACAUGACGACUGUCAACAACAUGGCGAGUUUUCUACGCAGUAUCAACCGAGCUCUCUUGCAAUUCCACCCUGGUUUGUCUCGUAAAGUUAGCAAGCCCUUGGCAAGAUGUAUAUCUACUACUCAGUGUCUCAAUGUGGAGUUUUAUGAGAAUCCCUUAGAAGCCGUUAGUGAUAUACCUGAUAAUUCAACACUUCUUGUUGGAGGAUUUGGACUUUGUGGUAUCCCAGAAAAUCUCAUUCAAGGACUAUUAGAUACAGGGGUAAAGGGUAUUACAGCUGUCAGCAACAAUGCUGGUGUGGAUGAUUUCGGCCUUGGUCUCCUCCUGAAGACGAAACAGAUUAAGAGGAUGGUGUCAUCAUACGUCGGUGAGAAUGCAGAGUUUGAAAGGCAGUAUUUAUCUGGAGAAUUAGAAGUGGAGCUCACACCACAGGGUACCUUAGCGGAGAGGAUACGAGCGGGAGGAGCAGGGGUACCAGCUUUCUUCACCCCGACCGGUUUUGGCACCCUAGUACACCUUGGAGGAUCACCCAUCAAGUACAAUGAUGAUGGGUCGGUGGCUAUCACCAGUGAACCUAGGGAGUCAAGAAUGUUCAAUGGCAUUGACUACAUCAUGGAGAAUGCUAUUGUAGGAGACUAUGCUCUUGUGAAGGCAUGGAAGGCUGAUAGGGCAGGAAACCUCAUCUUCAGAAAAACAGCCAGAAACUUCAAUCCACCUAUGGCUAGAGCUGCUAAGAUAACCAUCGCUGAAGUUGAGGAGAUAGUUGAUGUAGAUUCCUUUGCACCUGAAGACAUCCAUGUACCAAGUAUAUAUGUUCAGAAGGUCAUCUUAGGGAAGAACUACCAGAAGAGGAUAGAGAGACUAACAUUGUCCAAGGAGAAGUCUGAAGCCAGCGAAGAAGCCAAAAGUCCAGCUGCUCUACUUAGAGAAAGAAUCAUCAGGAGAGCUGCAUUAGAAUUCAAAGAUGGAAUGUAUGCUAAUCUUGGUAUUGGAAUGCCCAUGCUUGCCAGUAACUACAUAGAUCCAGAUGUGAAGGUCUAUCUACAGAGUGAGAAUGGAGUGCUAGGAUUGGGUCCAUUUCCAAGGAAAGGUGAGGAGGACCCAGACCUGAUCAACGCUGGUAAAGAAACAGUCACAGUGCUUCCAGGUUCUAGUUACUUUGCUAGUGAUGAAUCAUUUGCCAUGAUCAGAGGUGGACAUGUUGACCUGACCAUUCUUGGUGCUAUGCAGGUGUCGAAAUAUGGAGAUCUUGCUAACUGGAUGAUUCCGGGUAAGAUGGUGAAAGGAAUGGGCGGAGCUAUGGACCUAGUCUCCUCCCCCAGGACCAAAGUUGUAGUAACCAUGGAACAUGCUGCUAAAGGAGGCAAGCCAAAGCUGCUUACAGAGUGCAAUCUACCCCUGACUGGAAGGAGAUGUGUGGAUAGGGUCAUUACCGAAAUGGGUGUGUUUGACAUUGACGCUGAGGAAGGCAUGACGCUGGUUGAGAUCGCUGAUGGCGUGACAAUCGAGGACAUCAUCGAGAACACCGAAGCUGACUUUGAAGUUGCUGAAGACCUCAAACCCAUGGGACAAGUCUGAGGUGACCCCCUUAUCUCAUUGAACUGAAUGAAAUGAAAUUGCUGAAAUUGGAUGGGUGCGUUCAGGUGUGCUUGGGUAAACUGUGAAGAACGUUUUUUGUAUUGAAUGUGAACUGUGCAUUGGAAAAGGUUUCAUAUGUAUUCAAAAUGUG
Molecule: messenger RNA, 1764 nt
Organism: Lytechinus variegatus (green sea urchin)
Lineage: Eukaryota; Metazoa; Echinodermata; Echinoidea; Temnopleuroida; Toxopneustidae
Product: succinyl-CoA:3-ketoacid coenzyme A transferase 1, mitochondrial-like
Exons: 13
Coding region: 39-1613 (524 amino acids)
Biological process (GO): ketone body catabolic process
Cellular component (GO): mitochondrion
Molecular function (GO): succinyl-CoA:3-oxo-acid CoA-transferase activity
Source: RefSeq, a predicted model, not a curated record